Messenger RNA from Salvelinus fontinalis (brook trout), 3911 nucleotides. Its product is annotated as sal-like protein 4. Gene Ontology annotation, cellular component: nucleus. The transcript is spliced from 6 exons. The record is from RefSeq and is a predicted model, not a curated record. NCBI's taxonomy places the organism in Eukaryota, Metazoa, Chordata, Actinopteri, Salmoniformes, Salmonidae. The coding region runs from base 241 to 1953 and encodes 570 amino acids.
CAAUAAUAUCACUUAUCUUCUGUGUAAAAGGAAGUUAAGUGACAACAAUUUCCACGUUAGCGUGUUUGUUGUUAUUUGGACGUUUAUUAUUAACACCAUGGAACUCAAACUCGUUUAACUGCACAGCGUCACAUACUUACCUCAGGUAGUCUUUAAUUCACGUUGGAGACAGUACUUGGUCGAUAUGUUCUUUUUCUAGGUAACGCUAGCGGGCUAACUUAGUAGUUAACGUUAGCUAACAUGGCUAACUGUGUGGUUUUUCACACUCAAAUAGCCUCCAUUAUGGAGGUUUUAGCGAAUGCAGCCGUGGCAGAGAUCUGUAAACUCGUAGACGACGACUAUGCAGUGUUUCGUUUGGAAAUGUCUCAAAGCCAAAAAGAAAACAGGGGAUUGCGGAGGAAACUACAGCUGCUGGAACUGAAGCGUCGUCCCAGUAGUGUCAAGAUCCUCGAUCGAUACAGAGGAAUAGUAAGAGGUGAAGGACAUCUCACUGGAGGCCACAGGAGCUUUGUGAAGCCAGUUGAGCACAAUACAUGGAGAGAUGACCAACCAAUCACUGUUGAUGAGGGGAGUGGAACCUCAACCCAGCACGUUAUCGUUAUAGAGGCUGCAGAUGCAGAGGCUAGAGGUCCUGGGGUCAAGCAGGAGACGUAUGAAGGAGUGGAGGACCCAGGGCACAGCAGAGACAUCCAGACAGUAGAAACCACUGGAGUAGCGCCCCCUGUAGCCACGGAGGACCUACACACCGCUGCCGCGCCCAAGCCUAGGACAAGACGCAGCAUCAUGGAGGAGGAGGAGGGUCCAGAGGUGUUGCUGUUGAAGGAGGAGGGGUGUGAGGAGGGUCUGGGAAACCCUGAGGAGACCAUGGUCAUGGAGGACAACCAGACUACACCUCCUCCGGGACCCACAGAGGAACCAGCUGAGCAGCACAGGACCACACACAGUCUCACUGAGUCAGUAGACAUGGAGGAUGGGAAGCCUGAUCUGCUGCUGGUCAAAGAGGAGACCAUAGAAGACGGACCAGAGAGCAUUGAUCUGCUGAGUGGACUAAAGAUGGGAGAGCAAGGUGGUUGGCUGGAGGCUAACAGAGGAGACUGGAUGGCCAUCUUGGAUUCCCAGACUCAGAUGGGUGCAGCCAAGGACCCAGGGGACAACAUCACUGAGCAGGCCAGGAACAGAGACAACAUAGUGGAGGUCAGUGGAUUGGACAACGUCCUCAACACUGUUAAUCACAACCAAAAACAGGCAGUCAAACACAAAACAACAUCCGGACUUAGUCUCCAUGACAACAGACUGGCUGAGACCAGGGUGAGGCAUAGAUUUGGUCUGCGGGUACAGGAAGGUGUCCGUAUGCGGCAGGAGAGAACAGACACCAGCUCGGCUAGCGAUGCUCCGUCCUGCUCCUAUAGUUGUGAUUCAGAGAGACUGAUGGCGCCUCAGGUUAACCACCUAACAGGUGCUGCCUUCAGCCUGCCUUCUAUAGGAUCUAUCAACUGGAACAUGGACCCUGCAACAACACAGACACUCCCUGGCCUUCAUCCUCCUCACACUCUCCUAAUGUUAAACCAGACCUCUGCCAGUGCCUCAACAAGUCCAUUGACAAAUGACAGUAGUAGUAACUCUAUCAGUAGAUCUGGUGGCAAAGAGAAGCGCUUCCCGUGUACGUUCUGUGGGAAAGCCUUCAGUUUCCCCAAACAGGUGGAGAUCCACCAGAGGAUUCACACUGGAGAGAAACCGUUCGGCUGCCACCAGUGCCGGGCCAGUUUUUCACAUUUGUCCAGCCUGAAGAGGCACCAGAGGGUCCACACGGGGGAGAAACCAUUCGGCUGCCACAUGUGCCGGGCCAGUUUUUCACACUCGUCCAACCUGAAGAGACACCAGAGAGUCCACAGAGGGGAGAAAUCCUACAGCUUCCCCAGUGUGAGAAGAGGUUCUCCCACCAGCACCAGCUGAAGAUGCACAAGAGAGAGAGGGCAUUCACCUGUACGCACUGUGGGAAGAGGUUCUCAGAGAGAAGGUACUUCAGGAUACACCAGCAGAAUGCCGGCGGUCACGAGUCAUUACAGCAGUCAAAUUCCAUGUGACCAUUUUGUUAUGGUAAUUAGGCUUCUGAUCAUUAGUAGCCUACCAAACUUGCUUAACUGCCUGGUGCUCAGCAUUCGAUUGUCCCUCUUAUCACUCUGACAGCAAUGCAAAUGCCAUUGAAAAUCUAAUCAAACACUUCAUGAGCUUAUGUUGCGCAACUUUUCUAUAGGCUAUGCAAUUGCAUGAGAGAGUGAUGGCCUCUAUUAAAAAGAGGAUCCCAUCAGCUGUCUAUAGGCUAGGCCUACUAUAUUUAUUUCUCAACUUUCCUAAUAUUAAGCACAUUGCUUCUCUUUACAACAGGAGUAUAGCCUACCUGGCUGGCAUGAAAAUGAACCAUGGGAAAAGCAUCCACCAUUAGCAUUUUUUUUCCUCCUGCCCCUGUUUCAAGACAGGUACAUGAUAAUGGUCCAGUCCAAAUCAAACCUCAUUUCACACACAUUAUUUAGCAUAUGUAAAGACAAGAUUAAAUCAAGAAUAGUUUGAGGUUUGAUUCACAGCUAAAGUGGCCAAAUAACUUCUUAAAAUUAAGCAUAUUAAUUUGCGUUACAAGGGGUGUAGAGCCUAACUGGCAUACAUACACAGCGCGUGGGUGUCAAGAUUCUAAAAUGCACCUUUAAUAAAAGCAUUACAUGCAUAAUCGCAUUUGCGAUGAGAAUGUUUUCCCGCUAAUGGAGUAUUCACACUUAGCCAACUGCUGUGUGAGCAUUUUUGCGCUUAUAAUGUUUAGAAAAAGCCUUAGUUCAUCAACAUUUUAAGCUAAACGUUCUGAUCUUUUUUGUCAGCCUCAUUGCUUAAAAAAAAUACAUAUUACACUAGUAGUUGUAUUAUUUUGGGAUCUAUCGCAUCCCACAACUGUCCCAGACUGUUUGGAAUAUUUAUUUUUCGCAGAAUAGAAUGGGUCAACUUUUGUACUAUGGGGGAAUAGUAGAUUUACAUAGGCCAGUGCUUUUGCUGUUCGUUAGGCCUACUCAUCUUGUUGGCUGACAAAGUAAAUGUAGACAGUUCUUUCAAUAUGUGCCUCGGAAUUGAAUAAGGACAUGCACAGUUGCGUCCCCGACGUGUCGGUCUUCACUUGUAGCCUGUGAGAAAGACCCGAUCACGUGACGGAGAGCCGCUUCAGAGCACCCAGCCAGGAGAAGGGAAUUAUAUACAGCCCAAGGGCACAAUGGCCACUGGCUGAAGGCAUGUUUUUUUUCAGGAGGCAUUACAGCCACACAAAGGGUAUGCCCCCGGGAAAUUCGAGGCAUUGUCAAGUGCUUGCCAAAUUGUAAUUGAGAGGCAGCUGAAAUCUGUAUAGCCUACACACAAAAAAUUGAAGCAGAUCUCAUGCCUUUCAUGCACAUUUCUUGCAGCCUUACAAUGUAUUAAAAAUCCUAACAUAGCUAAAAUGUUUUCAUCACAUUUACAUAAAUAACUAAAUUAAGCAUAUGAGUACCCGUUUCUUUAGGUUGAUACUGGUGUUUUAUAGUGAGAUAAUGAUAAUGCCUUAAUUUACUUGACAAAGUAGUGAAGAUUUUCCAAAGUAUUCUAAAAUUCAUUUUAUCCAAGCGAGGGUACCAGAUUAUAGAAAAGGUAGGGUUUAGUGAGAAAGUAAUUCCUCUUACAUUUGUCAUUUUGCAGACACUCAUCCAGAGUUACUUACAGUUUGUGCAUUCAUCUUAAAUGGCUGCAUUGGGCCUUUAUCUCAAUAUCAAGUACCUUAGUGUUGGCUUGGGUGGUAUACUGGGGCAUUUGGAAAUGGGCACGGGAUGUUUUUUUGAAACUAUUUUACAUUUAAUACAUUUGAAUAUCAUUUUAUGUAAUUAAAGUACUGUACUUCACAUUGA